GCCCGCGCUUCGAGCCUGCUCUGAAAGAUUUAUGCCGACGGACCCCGGGCAGAGGGAGGCAGGAGCGUCUUCUCUUUAUAUGCGGGACGCUUACGGGUCUGUCUUACAGGACGAAAAGAACACGCCCUGGGGGACCGACAGCCAAAAUCACCCCGUGCUUUUUUUUUUGUCAGAAAAAAAAAAAUCCUUCUUGUAUGCGUGUGUUUUUAAGUGCACAUGGGCGCGCUCCCGCGGGCCCGGCCCCCUCCUCCUCGGGACCGCGCAGCGCCCUUGAGCUGCGCUCGCUCCCGCCGUCUCGGCUUGUUCGCUGACAGCCAGCGGUGCGAGAACACGCCAGCGACAGCCCCGUCCCUCCCGGCGUGGACAUACAGCUGCCCCGCAGGACGACCAGCCAGUCCCACGCCCGUGGCUUCAGCCCGACGCAGUCGUCGUUUCGGGUUUAUUUUUCUAUUUUGUUUACUUUUUGUUUCAUUUGGCAGCGCCGCCAGGGUACCCCCUCUCACCCUCCCCAGCCAAUAUGAAUCCGUCGUGCAGCAGAUGUAACAAGGUGGUGUACCCGACUGAGAAAGUGAAUUGUCUGGACAAGGUCUGGCACAAGGCGUGCUUCAGCUGCGAGGUCUGCAAAAUGACUCUAAACAUGAAGAAUUAUAAGGGCUUCGAAAAAAAACCGUACUGCAACGCACACUACCCCAAGACCACCUUCACCAGCGUGGCAGACACCCCCGAGAACCUGCGGCUCAAACAGCAGAGCAAGAUGCAGAGCCAGGUGCUGUACAAGGAGGAAUUUGAGAAGAACAAGGGGAAGGGUUUCAGUGUGGUGGCCGACACGCCGGAGCUGCAGAGAAUCAAGAAGACGCAGGACCAGAUCAGUAACAUCAAGUACCAUGAAGACUUUGAGAAGAGCCGGAUGGGUGGGGAGGGACACAGCCAAACCCCCCCUCCUCACGGCACCCCAGGUAAGUCAGCAGGCUGGCCCAGGACUGGGAACAUGGCUCUGCCUGUAUUGCCUUUUUUGCAGAAGCGGUACCGGGCGGUGUACGACUACGUGGCCGCGGACGAGGACGAGGUGUCCUUCCAGGACGGAGACAUGAUCCUGGACGUGCAGCAGAUCGACGAGGGCUGGAUGUACGGCCGUGUGGAGCGCACCGGUCAGCAGGGCAUGCUGCCCGCCAACUACGUGGAGGCCAUCUGACCUGGGCGCCCCGAGACGGGGGGGGGAGGGGGAGAAAGGAGUGGGGAGGGGCUGGAGGGAGGGUGAAGUUUCCAGCGCCAUCUCACUUUACUUCGCUCUCUCUGCUGAUCAUGAUUCUGCCGUUUCCUCCCCGCCCACACCCACCUGGGCUCCUCUUUGCCGGGCUGCGCUGUGCUCUGGGUGCUAACAAGCCUGUGUCCUCAGUCCUCUGCAGUGUCAGCCCCCCACCCCCCCUCCCCCUCCAGGGCUCCCACACCCGAGCGCACCUCUGCAGGCUCCUGCCACGCACAGCGCCACACUCUGGCAGCCGUCCAUUAAGAUCUCCCAUUCCCGUCUGCCAGUUAUUUAUAAAAACAGACACGUUCAUUUUCCUGUUUUCUGAAUCAUUCCAUUCUCUUUUUUUAAAAAAAGUCUUCGGUAUACAUAAUUACAUUUUCAAUCAAGUUACCAGUGCCACAGAAAGCCUUUAAAAUAAUAUAUAUAUAUAUGCAUUUACACAUACAGUAUAUACUCUUGCUUCUCGAUCGUAUAGCUGUGAGAAUCGUGUGGGGGGGCUGAUAGAACUGGAAUCUGAUACAAGAAACUGAGACACCCCACCCUCCAGCGCCUUCUUAAUAAGACACAGCUUACCAGCUAUGCGAUACUGUUAUUAUCCUGCAAGCUUAGCUCUGGCCUUGUGAAUGCGCUGAUGCCUCUAUGUAUCCAGUGUGCGACGCUGUCUCCGUCUUCUUAAUGCAGAGCUCCACCGCAGUACCGUGGAGCUUGAGAAACCCUCCACACCUCCAGAAGCAACUGCGCUUGGUCCACGGGAUUCCAUGACGUUUUUUUUUGGGGGUGGGGGGUGUUUAUGUCAUCUGUUCAAGCACCGGGGGUCCACUGCCAGAAAUGUGCAGACAGUGUGGCCCCUGCUGUAAACCCAGCGAGAGAGGAGCUUCAUUUCGGUUCUUCCUUGUAGAGUUGUGGAGUUGAAGGCACUUGAUCUCGUUUUGAGAUCAUUGUGGAUCAAGAGCAGGGUCUGGAUGGCAUUAAAAGGAGGUGCUGUAAGUCCUAGGAACGUCAUCGCCCAGCUGUGCUAUGCACUGAUUCACAAAGAUUUAGGCAUAUAUGGUCUAUUACAUGGCCGUAUGUAAACAGUUUAAGAAGGAGAGCUUUUGCACAGCAGUUCAGCGAAUGGAAUUUUAAAAGUCUGUGCCUCUGAAACGAAGCUAUUUUUUUUCUGCCUAAAAUAAUCUCGCUGUUCGCGUGUCCCUCUUUGAAAGCUACCAGGAGGCUAUUGUAAUGUCUAGUGUGGCGGAGUUUGUUUUUGCUAGCGACAGCCAAGAUCUGCCAGGUCCCUGUUAACGUUGAACUCAGUGCUGUGCUGUAAGUUUCUGUAAGUCAAGGGGCCAAGCACCUGUUUCUGAAAUGGGAAAAAAAAAAACAUGAUCAUGAAUUUUACACUUUAUUCUUUUAUUUUAAGAAACAUUCCAGACAUUAAUCCACAACAUAGAAAGAUGUGGAUUAAAACGGCGAUGAUAAAGGCUGAGGGCAUUGCUGUUAUUAGCAAUGUUAUCAGGAUUAUUUUUUGCUUCUUCACCCUCACUGUCCUGUUUUCUGAAGAAAGGGAGUAUAUUUUUUUAACUUGAACCGUUAAUCUUCUCUCUAACAAAACGGAAGGCGGGAAGUCGGGUCGGUGUUUUGCGCUGGACGGCCAGAGCCGCAGGCAGUCCUGCAGGAGGUGACCGCAGUGCGGUUUCAGAGCUGACCUCGACACCCAUGUCUCAAAGCCGCCUUUCUCCACCGGCUUCACAGAGCUGCUGGACCGGCCACCUUGGUUGGUUGUCAUUGGCUAAAACGCCUACAAGGUCUUUUGCUUCAGCACCGAUAUUUGCUCCCACUUUUAUUUAAAAAACAGAACCUGGAGUCCUUUUCCGAGAUAGAUCCAGCCAGCGUGGUGUUGUCCCACCCGGGAUCACAGCCCUUAGCCUUGGUACUCCAGAGGAGCCGACGGGCUCUUCCGUCACGCUUCAGAAGUGCACCCUGAGGCCCCGCCGGCACCCCUGCUGGCUUUGACGUGUUCAGUCAGCGCCUGUGGCACCAAGACGAAGACUAAGAUGGGUGCUGUGGCGUAUGUGAACAUCAUGCCCUCUGCUCCUGCUAAUCCAUUACAAAAGAGCAGGGUCUGCUUGUUUCCGUGUCUUGCAGAGAGAUCCUUUUCACUUGCUCUUGUAGUUGCAUCGGAAGUCGGAAAAGAUGGAGCAAAUUUUGACGCUGGAGCAAAAGGUUUUGGAAGCCGGUCAGCACCUUAACUGGGCCUUCUCUGUAGAAAUCGGGGGGAAGCUGCACCAAAAUGGGGUUGCUGGGCUGGGGUUGGUUCUGGGCUCUGACUGACCUGGCCUCCUCCUCCUCCGGUGGUGGGGAGCAGUGUGUAGCAUCGAAUCUCUCUGCACAGUGCGCACACAGAGUCCUGGCCUUUCCCAGCAGGAACAUCCCUAGCUCAGCCAUUCUGGAUGCGCAGACACACCAAACCCCAGACAGGGGACAAUACCGGGCAAGCACAGUAGCCGGUACCUGGACCCCCGUGCAGGGUCUGACACACAUAUUUGCAAAUCUUGGAGGGCAGCGGCAAUCCUGUGGAUACUGCUUGCAACGUGGCAGGGUUCUGUGUGCGCAUCACAUGUAACAGUCCAGCAUAUCGCCAGGGUCUUCCUAACAUUCCAUCUCACGUGUGUUAUCAGUGACAUUCCAUUAAAACCCAUGUCUGCUAUUUUUAAUGCUGCACUGUGAUUUAAAAGAGCAGGGGGGGAGGAAAAUAUACUUUUAUUUUUGGCUAUUAAAAUGGAAAGGAAUCAAGGUGUAAUUUAUGUAUGUAUAAAUUUAGAUUUUAAAAAAUUCAGGAUUUAAAAAAGGGAUUUUGGGAUUUUGAAGGGGUAAAAACGUCAAAUCCAAGGUGUGAAGCAUUGAUGUUGUCCAUUCCAUCCAUGUUUAUCAGAAAGAUGAGUGGCCCGAGUCGUGGGUGGGGCUGGGAGUGGGUAUGAACCGUGCUGUGGAUUUUGUAGGAGGUGAAAGUUAGUGGAACUACUUGGAGCCCCUUGUUAUUAUAACAGAUGGCUUUGAUCUGGAGUCAUGUGCCCACAUGCCUUGUACACAACAUGGCAGGUACACAUGUGUCUUAGAUCUUGCCUUGACGCAUUGUGUGGGGCCUGACACAUAUGUUGUUGAAAAAAGAUAUAUUUACAACAUAGGUUUGUAGUGAGGGAAGGAAAUUAGCCCGUUCUGCUGUGUUAGGAAAGAGGGCUUGUUGCUGUAGAGCUACAGGGGUUUGCUCAGUGUUGGAGACCUGCUCUUGAUCUCCAGUUUGUCCAGUGUGUGAUAGGAGGGACCAGGCAUCACCCAUCCAGUAAACUCGCCCUCCAGGUCUGUACAGCGGAUCCUAAUUUCUACCCAUCACACGCGCUGUCCUUCAUAAGAAAACCUUGUACUGGACACUUCCAGAUGUGUCUUCUUUGAUAGAGAAGGACAUAGUGCAGCAGUUUUCACCACAACCUCAGGGCCACUUCACACAGGCUGCAGGCUACUGGAGACCUUUCUCCAGGGUAUGAUAGAAAGUGUGUUUUUUCUCCCAGUUUACGGCCACACAAGUGGAGACAGCCCUAUUACGUAGGGGAGAGGGGGUCUACGUAGUUUUCAAGAACUGUACAUUUCAUUUUUCAAAGAACAACUGGAUGUUUUACUGCUCAUUUUAAACUGUAUUCUGGUGCAUUGUCCUGGGCUACUGGGUGACACUGGAGGGUAUCUCCCAGGGCAGCCUCUGGAGUUAAUGACAAGGCGCUAUUUCAGCAGGGAGCUGAGCAGUUACUGGUUAUUGGUUGGAGAUGGUGAUGCACUGACGUGGUAGGUUUUACUGUGUCUUGGAGCUCAGGAGAUCUUUGAAAGGGCUGAUCUAGCAGUGGGAACAGCUAGGAUGGUUUGCUCCUAGGUAGGGUCUUUCAGCACACCUGUUUGCGUUUUGGUGCUGGGAGUGGUCACUCCGCGACUCUCCACUUCCUGGUAUGUGAUCAGAGCCUUAGUCCCCUGACUAUUCUGUGUCUCUCAAUUAAUGGUGGGGUUGAGGGGGGUCUUGAUUCACUCUGCCUUAUACACACUCUUCCCCAUUUCCCUGACCCUCCUUCCCCAACCUCAAGGGACCGUUAUCCCCAUUCAGUUUCUCGGCUUCUCCCGUUUUCCGCCCCGAUCCGCCCUCCCGGUUCGUCUUUCUGCCUGUCCUCAAGGGAGCGUUUCAGCCCAGGAGAGGUGAUCGACCAGUACGCUUUAUUUGUGCUAAACUGUCUUAAUUUUUUUAUUGUUAAAAUUUCCUUUUAUUUUACAUGUUGGGGGGGGGAACCCCGAAUUAAGAAACCAAUGCAUUCCAUAUUGAGGUCGUGGUCGGUUUCCCCCCGUCCUGAUUUUCGUUAGUACUCGCCAAUCCUGUGAUCUCUCGAGGUUCGUUCAACAUCCCUGCUGUCUGCGUCACAGCAUUGACACCUGUACUGACCGAAUCUCCAAAUUCAAUAAAUUGUCAUUUGUACCCAG
Molecule: messenger RNA, 5743 nt
Organism: Lepisosteus oculatus (spotted gar)
Lineage: Eukaryota; Metazoa; Chordata; Actinopteri; Semionotiformes; Lepisosteidae
Source: RefSeq, a predicted model, not a curated record